Messenger RNA from Rattus rattus (black rat), 909 nucleotides. It is a transcript of the gene Fgf23, whose product is annotated as fibroblast growth factor 23. Gene Ontology annotation, biological process: positive regulation of cell population proliferation; positive regulation of protein phosphorylation; positive regulation of gene expression. The transcript has 3 exons. Lineage: Eukaryota; Metazoa; Chordata; Mammalia; Rodentia; Muridae. The record is from RefSeq and is a predicted model, not a curated record. Gene Ontology annotation, cellular component: cytoplasm. The coding region runs from base 1 to 756 and encodes 251 amino acids. Gene Ontology annotation, molecular function: type 1 fibroblast growth factor receptor binding; growth factor activity.
AUGCUGGGGACCUGCCUCAGACUCCUGGUGGGCGCUCUGUGCACCGUCUGCAGCUUGGACACUGCUAGAGCCUAUUCAGACACUUCCCCACUGCUUGGCUCCAACUGGGGGAGCCUGACCCACCUGUACACAGCUACAGCCAGGAACAGCUAUCACCUACAGAUCCAUAGGGAUGGCCAUGUAGACGGAACACCCCAUCAGACUAUCUACAGUGCCCUGAUGAUCACAUCAGAGGAUGCUGGCUCCGUAGUGAUAAUAGGGGCCAUGACCAGAAGGUUCCUUUGUAUGGAUCUCCGCGGCAACAUUUUUGGAUCGCAUCACUUCAGCCCGGAGAACUGCAGAUUCCGCCAGUGGACGCUGGAGAACGGCUAUGACGUCUACCUGUCACCGAAGCAUCACUACCUGGUGAGCUUGGGCCGCUCCAAGCGCAUCUUCCAGCCCGGUACCAACCCGCCGCCCUUCUCGCAGUUCCUGGCGCGCAGGAACGAGGUCCCGCUGCUGCACUUCUACACCGCGCGCCCACGGCGCCACACGCGCAGCGCCGAGGACCCGCCGGAGCGCGACCCGCUGAAUGUGCUCAAGCCGCGGCCCCGCGCUACUCCCAUACCGGUAUCCUGCUCGCGCGAGCUACCGAGCGCGGAGGAAGGUGGCCCCGCGGCCAGCGACCCCCUGGGGGUGCUGCGCAGAGGCCGCGGGGAUGCUCGCGGGGGCGCGGGAGGCACGGAUCGGUGUCGCCCCUUUCCCAGGUUCGUCUAGGUCCCCAGCCCCGGCUGCCUCCACCUCCAUCCUCCAGUCGGUUCACCCCACGUGGAGAGCUGGGGUACCCUGAAGAUGUCUGCUUCUCUCCCUUCCCUUUGGGCCUGAGAGUCACCUGCAAGGUUCCAGCCAGGCACCGCUAUUCAGAGCCAA